Molecule: messenger RNA, 4904 nt
Organism: Mycena citricolor
Lineage: Eukaryota; Fungi; Basidiomycota; Agaricomycetes; Agaricales; Mycenaceae
Source: the annotation of a GenBank genome assembly
AUGGCUUUGAACUUGAAGCGUAAACGCGUCGAGAACGAUGUUCCUCGCAAGGGCUCGAAACUUCGCGGCGAAGAAGGCCCGCAGUCAGGAUCUGAUGAAUAUUCUGAGGAGAGUAGCGAGGAGUGGGGCGGGAUUCAGAUGGAACAGCCGCCGCCAGCAGUGGACAUCCAUGUCAAGAACCCGUCCAAGAAAUUGAACCUUCCUCCCACUGGAGAGGAGCUCCGGGCUAUCAGUGACGCAAAAGACUUGUACAAGUCCAAUACUUUCAAGUUGCAGAUCGACGCUCUUCUUCCCAAUGUCCAACCGAAAGAAUCUCACAUUUCGCCUUUGGAUCGGUUUCUCGUCUCUCUACAUGGAACUAUCUCUGGCAUCCCUGCCGUCUCCCCGCAACAUCCGCUCGAAGCCGCAAGGAAACUGCUCAAAAAAGGAGUCGCUGUAUCUUACGCUAUCCCGCGUCCUACCGAAGACACCAACUGGAAAGUCGCAUUCCAGCCGCCGAGCGAUAUCACUGUGGUCGGGAGCUGGGCGAACAAAAUCAGCGUGAAGGGGAAGGACGGAUCCAAAUUUGGGGUAGACGUAGCUGUGGAAAUGCCCUCGCACCUCUUUCAAGAGAAGGAUUACCUGAACGGUCGAUUCUUCCAUAAGCGGGCCUUUUAUCUUGCAACUGUGGCCGCGCACCUAAAACACUCGAAGGAUCUCAAUAUCGACGUGUCGUAUGAAUCAGCAUUCAACGAUCCUCGAUUGACCAAACUCGUGUUGGAGCCUCGAAAAGAUACCUCGCCCUACGACUUUUCAAAACUAAACGCUCGAGUCUGCAUUAUCCCUGUGUUGUCGCUCGCGGAAUGUCCCAUCCCGUUGCAUCGACUAUCGCCGGCUCAUUCAAAUCUGCGAGUCGCGAGUGAUAGUGAGACCCAAGCUCCCUUGCCAAGUCCGAUAUACAACGCACGGCUUUUGACAUCGCUGCUGCCAAAGCCACAGCUCUUGGCAGCAUAUGCCGUGAAAGAGCACACGCCUUGCUUUCCGCAAGCCCUUGCGCUGCUGCGUGUGUGGGCGAAUCAACGAGGUUACGGACAGGGUACCCGCCUCGGCGUUCGAGGUUUCGACUCGCUUGGGUCUUGGUGGGCUGCGUUGUUGACCUUGCUUGUAUCUGGGGAGAGUCCGCAAAGAAAAGGAAGGAGAAAGCCGUUAGGGAAGGGCUUGAGUUCAUAUCAAUUGUUCAAAGCAGCCCUAGACUUUCUUGCCAAACACGAUUUUUCGCAGGAUCCCGUCUAUCUCAAGACCAGUGAAGGGGACAGAUAUCCUUCCGAUGAAUACGAGGCUCAUCACGAGACUGUGUUUGUCGAAUCGACUUCCCUCGUCAAUAUGCUUGCAGGUGUUCCUCUCGGCUCAUUGCAGUUGCUCCAAAUUGAUGCGCAAAGUACAUUGGAAAGGCUCAACAUGACUUCUACGGCCGGCGAUCCUUUCCCGGAGAUUUUCCUCAAAGAUCACCGCGAUCUACCCUCUCGUUUCGAUGCGCUGCUCCGAGUCGACAUCUCGUCCGCCAAGCCUAGAACGGAGUCGCGCCACGUUAUACUUGACAGAGCGUCCGCUGUCGAUGGAUUGAUCGACGCCAUUUCUCAAGCUCUCCGUCAUGGGCUCGGGGAUCGAACAAAAGCAGUGGCCAUUCUCCACACAACUACCUGCACCCGACCGCUUUCCCAGGCACUCCCCACUGAUCCCAAUGUGCUGUUCAUCGGGCUCAUUUUUGAUCCCCGCCACGCUUUCAGACUGGUCGAUCACGGGCCCUCUGCGGAUGAGCCAGAUCCUGCCGUUGCCGAACGGUUCCGCGAGUUUUGGGGGGACAAGGCCGAACUGCGGCGGUUCAAAGAUGGCCGAAUCGUUGAGAGCGUGGUGUGGGAUGUCCAAUCGGCGGAUCAACGGUCUCGGGUGCCCAUCAUGGUCGCUAGCCACAUCCUCCAGCGCCAUUUUGGGCUCGGCGAUGAUGUUGUCCAAGCCUCGCAGCAGGGUUUCGACCCGGUGCUCAAGCUGCCCGAGAAUAUCUCCAGGGUCCAUACCAGUUCAGGGGCUGUCUUGGGCUCCAAAGGCGCUAUGGAUGCAUUUGACGGAGUGGUCAAGCAGAUCAAGGCGCUGAACGACCAGCUGCCGCUCAGUGUGGCAUUGGUGAGUGCCGCAUCCGAAUAUUUGCGCUACACGAGUGUAUUUGCGCCAGUCCCGCUAUCGGCCGCAACGGCCGGUGCUUUGCCCGAAAACGCCCGGUUUCAGCCGGCGAUCGAGAUGGUCAUCCAAUUCGAAAAGUCGGCCCAAUGGCCAGACGAGUUGCGUGCCAUCCAGAAGAUCAAGCUUGCUUUCUUCGAGCGUAUCGCCCGCGGUCUAGUUUCAGCAGUCCCCGGUCUCACUGCAGCCGUCGUUGCAUCAGAUAACACGUCAAUCGAAGACACGGCCUGUCUGCAGAUCGUCACUGCAGACGGCUGGGCGUUCGUCGCCCGCAUUUGGCACGAUCGCGAGGCCACUCUGCUCGACAGAAUCAUCUCUGGGAAGGGACUGCUCUCACAUAUCAAGAGCGAAGCCAAGAAAGACCCCGGCCGCCAAGCAGCCUCUGAGGCCAAAGACAUCUAUCUUCGACGAUUUAUACAUGCACCCCGCCACCAUCGAGCCAUUGCAGGCCUUAAUCACGUGUUCCCCGCGUAUGCACCUACUGUUCGCCUCGUCAAGCGCUGGCUUGCCAGUCAUUGGGUCUUACAGGCUCAUCUAUCCGAGGAGGCGGUCGAGCUGCUGUGCGCUGCUUUCUUUGUUGGGGACGGCAGAGAACUGGCUCUCGACUCCGAGACGAGAAACGCCGAGCGCGCCAGCGUUCCUGGCAGCAAGGAGCGCGGGUUCGCUUGUGUCGUCCGGUUUCUCAAAGACUGGCAAUGGGAAGACGGGCUGCAUGUGCCAUUGUAUGGCGACGUCACGGCCCCGUCUGUGUCUCCUGUAGCAGUGCAAAGCGUUUGGAGAUUGAUGACCGAGUUGGAUCCUGUCGGUUCUGUUUGGACACGACAGGGUCCAGAUGUGAUUGUCGCACAACGUAUCCGCGCGUUGGCCAAGGCCACUUGGGACUGUCUGCUUCAAAUGGAAAAUGGUCAUCUCGAUGUCAAAUCUCUCUUCGUCCAUCCGACAAAUGACUAUGACGUCAUUGUGCGCCUGAACCCAUCACGCAUCCCUCGGCAUGCGCAAAACAUCGAGGCCGCUUUGGCUGCCCAGUACACCAAUCCCCCACGAGCGGACGAGGUCGGCUCUCUGCGCCCUGGGUUUGACCCGAUCCGCGACCUUUUCAAUGACAUACAGGUCGGUGCCCAGCUGGCGCUUUCUCUCGUACUCAAUGUCUUCCAGCGUGUCUACGCUGACACUCUCAAGCUUUUCUACGAUCCAUUGGGGGGCGACCGGUUUGGCAUUGUCUGGGUACCGACUCUCAGACAACCCCGGCCAUUCCGGGUACUGGCAGGCUUCUCAGCCAUGCCGGUGAUACAGACCGACGAGCCCAAGAACAAGAGCUCAGUCGUGCUGAAUGAGAGCGGUGUGCUCAAGGAAAUCGAGCGAGUGGGUCUGGGGCUGAUAUCUGAUAUUACUGUGCAGAUUUAGUCAGUACAGCCAUCCAUUAGCAAGGCGUCGGGUUGUCGGACACGGUCGGAGUUGCAGUGAGCACCGGUCCGGUCCGUCCGGUGAAUCUCGGUCAUUAAUGAUUGCACUUAUAUCGUCGUCACUCUUUUGUCACGACUAUUCCACUCUUUCUUGCGCACUACCAUGACCACCUCUCUUGAUCUACUGAAACAAAGCGGCACCGUUGUCGUCUCCGACUCCGGGGAUUUUGAAACUAUCGAUGUUUACAAGCCCCAGGAUGCUACGACGAACCCCUCUCUGAUCUUGGCUGCUGCUGGCAAGCCUGCAUAUGCCAAGCUCAUCGAUAACGCCGUGGCGUACGCGAAAUCUAAGGGCGGCAGCCUUGACGAGCAAGUCGGCGUGGCCACUGACCGUCUGCUCGUCGAGUUCGGUUCGGCGAUUCUCAAAAUCAUUCCGGGUCGUGUUUCCACUGAAGUCGACGCGCGUUUGUCCUUCGACAAGGAGGCAACCAAAGCCAAGGCCAAGGAGCUCAUUGCACUGUACAAAUCUGUCGGUGUCGAGAAGGAUCGCAUCUUGAUCAAGAUCGCAUCAACGUGGGAAGGAAUUCAAGCUGCUCGCGAGCUGGAGCGCGAUGACAACAUUCACUGCAACUUGACCCUCCUGUUCGGUUUCGGCCAGGCUGUAGCUUGUGCGGAGGCCGGUGUCACUCUGAUUUCCCCCUUUGUCGGCCGUAUCCUGGACUGGUACAAGAAAUCGACCGGCAAGACGUACGAGGGUGACGAGGAUCCUGGUGUUGUGUCUGUCAAACGUAUCUUCAACUACUACAAGCAGCACGGCUACAAGACCAUCGUGAUGGGUGCUUCGUUCCGCAAUAUCGGCGAAAUCAAAUCGCUCGCCGGUGUUGAUUUCCUGACUAUUGCUCCUACUCUGCUCGAGGAGCUCAAGUCAUCCACCGAUCCCGUCCCAAAGAAGCUCGACUCUGUCGCUGCUGCCCAAGCCGACCCUAUUGCCAAGGUCUCGUUCAUCGACAAUGAGCCUGAGUUCCGCUGGUCCUUGCUCCAGGACCAGAUGGCCUUCGACAAAUUGCACGAAGGCAUCAAGAAGUUCGCCGAGGAUGGUGAGACUCUGAAGACGUUGCUGCGCAAGAAGCUGUCCGCAUAAGGGUCGCAGAAAUCAACACCUAGCUGAAUGUACACUAAAUAGAACAGCAUAACGCCACGCUCUAAACAGCUUUGAUUGGAUUUUAGACGUUCCAACGCAUAUCCAUUACACAUAAGAUUGUUCAUUGGCUCUCUACAAACUUCUUC